AUGGUUGAAUCGGAGAGAACGAAGCACACAUGUCUCCGACUUGAAAUCUCCGGCGCCGAUCCGAUUUUCGUCAAAGGCACUUGGCACCAUUCUCGUUUCGAUGUCUCCGUCACUGAUGGAUCCUCCUCUUGGAUUUGCAGUGCGACGGAGGAAGAGGUGGCGGAUCGAGCGGCGCAAUGGGACCAGCCUGUAUCGGAAUAUCUCCAGCUCGCCGAACGGUACUUAGGGUUUCAGCAGCCUGAUUCCGUUUACGGUUUCUCCGAUGCUCUUGAGGGAUGUAAACGGCUCUCUUGGACUUUUGAGAAGGAAGGGACUAAACUCGAGUGGCGGUGGAAAUGUAAACCAUCACAUGACAGUAAGAAGAUCACAGUGGGGAUCUUGGAUUUUCUUAUGCAGGCAAAUAUCAGGCUAAGUGAAGAAGUUGUGAACAAGACGAGAUCGUUUGAGAAGAUGAAAACUGAAGCUGAGAAAUGCCUAACGCAAGGUGAAAAACUCUGCAACGAAAAAAUGGAGUUUGAGAAUGAAACUUAUGCAAAGUUCCUUUCUGUGUUAAACGCUAAGAAGGCGAAACUCAGAGCACUAAGGGACAAAGACGAUUCAGGGAGAGCAGUUGAAGAGGAAGAGUCGACAGACAAAGCGGAAAGCUUUGAGAGUGGAAGAAGCGAUAAUGAGCAGAGCGAGGAAGAAGCCUCAAAGAAGGCAACGAGCAGUAAAGCCCGUGGUCGGAAGAGAGCUGCACGCAGCUAA
This is a messenger RNA of Arabis nemorensis, 747 nucleotides long. NCBI's taxonomy places the organism in Eukaryota, Viridiplantae, Streptophyta, Magnoliopsida, Brassicales, Brassicaceae. The record is from the annotation of a GenBank genome assembly.